This is a messenger RNA of Sinocyclocheilus grahami, 1647 nucleotides long. Its product is annotated as probable ATP-dependent RNA helicase DDX52. Gene Ontology annotation, molecular function: RNA helicase activity; ATP binding; nucleic acid binding. The coding region runs from base 37 to 1479 and encodes 480 amino acids. The record is from RefSeq and is a predicted model, not a curated record. The transcript has 13 exons. Gene Ontology annotation, biological process: maturation of SSU-rRNA. Lineage: Eukaryota; Metazoa; Chordata; Actinopteri; Cypriniformes; Cyprinidae.
UCGAUUAGUCACGUCUUUACGUUUUAUUUUGUUUCAAUGGACGCCUUUGACUUGUUUAGAAAGCUUGGGUCUGGAGCAAAGUUUGAUCUGAAAAGGUUCGCUAAAGAUGCAGAGCGGUUUAAGGUAGUGAAGUCUCAGAGCAACGACAGCUCAAAUCAGCUGGCUGGAGUCAGCUUUUUUGGCAAAGAGACACAAGAGAACACAUCUCUGGAGUCCAGACUGAGUGAAGAUGAUGGUGACGAAGAGAAAGAAGGGAGUGAUGAAGAGCAGGCCUCUGGUAAACGGAUUAAAAUGGAUGAGCCAGUGAAGACAGCACGGAAGAAAAAGAAAGGAGCGAAGAAAAAAUCCGAAGAUGCAGAGCCUGAGAAGAGCGAGGGAGAGGGGAUCCAAUGGAUGUCAUCAUCGCAAGACAAGGUGAAAGACCCCAAGAAGGAGUCUAAAAACAAGCCCUCCUUGAAAAGACUCAAGCAGCUUCAUCAGGAGAAGGUGAAUCGGAUACGGCACCAAAACCGGAUUAACGUGCAUGGGACAGACAUUCCAGAUCCUGUUUCCACUUUUGAGGAGCUGCAGCAGGAGUAUGAUCUGGACCCACGAAUCAUUCAAAACAUCAAGGCGGCGGGUUUCCAAACCCCCACACCCAUACAGAUGCAAGCCGUUCCUCUCAUGAUGCAUAAAAGGGAGAUCCUGGCAUCUGCUCCGACAGGCUCCGGUAAAACUAUGGCCUUCUGUCUGCCCCUGCUGGCCCACCUUCGCCAGCCCCUCAACAAGGGUUUCAGAGCCCUCAUCAUCUCCCCUACCAGAGAGCUCGCCACUCAGACUCACAGAGAGUUGCUCAAGCUGUCGGAAGGAGUGGGCUUCAGAGUUCACAUGAUCAAUAAAGGAGUUGAAGCCGUUAAAAAAUAUGGUCCCAAGACAGCAAAGAAAUUUGAUAUAUUGGUGACGACUCCUAACAGAUUGAUAUAUUUACUAAAUCAAGACCCUCCUGCUAUCAACUUAAGUAGUGUGGAGUGGCUGAGGGACAAUGUUGUGAGCAGUUUCCGUUCGGGGAAGAUCUGGGUGCUGAUCUGCACUGCUCUCCUGGCCCGUGGUAUUGACUUCAAGGGCAUCAACCUUGUUAUCAACUAUGACUUCCCUACCACUGCUGUGGAAUACAUCCACCGGAUCGGGCGAACUGGAAGAGCAGGCAACAAGGGAAAGGCAAUAACUUUCUUCACCGAGGAUGACAAACCUCUCCUUCGCAGCAUUGCUACCGUCAUAAAGAAGGCUGGAUGUCCUGUCCCUGAUUACAUGAUCGGGUUAAAGAAAAUCAAAAGCAAAUUGAAACGCCAGCUUGUAACAAAACCACCCAGACGGUCAACCAUUCGGACGACUCCGCGCAUUCUUUUUGAGAAGAAGCCCGGCAAGAGAAAAAGGAAAAAAAGAAAAGCAGCAGCAAAGGAAGCAAAAGGCGAAGCAUCAGAAGUCAUUUCUAACAGCUGAUGUGGCACAUUGAGAGAGUUGUACAGACUGCCACUUUUUUUCUAUCCACAUUAUUGUCUCUAAUAAAGUGAAUGUUGACCAGUCUGUGUGAAGAUCUUAUGACAAUCAACAGAUUGUCAGUGCUGUUCCAGUUUACUUUACAUAAAACAUUACCACCAUAAACUGAAA